Juglans microcarpa x Juglans regia is the source of this 1181-nucleotide messenger RNA. RefSeq lists its product as uncharacterized. The transcript has 3 exons. Bases 186 to 809 code for a protein of 207 amino acids. Lineage: Eukaryota; Viridiplantae; Streptophyta; Magnoliopsida; Fagales; Juglandaceae. The record is from RefSeq and is a predicted model, not a curated record.
AUUAGUCAAGCCGGAUUUGGCUACCAAAUCUCAGCCAAACUUAGAAAUACAUCCAUCUCUGACAAGAGUAAUAGAAAAAAAAAAAAAAAAUAAAGGGAAAAGAGAGAGAAAAAGAGAUUUAUUUAUUUUUGCGGUGUGUCGAGGGGAUCGGACGCCCUGUUGGAACCGAUUCAGAUCAGCGAAUCAUGGAGGGGGUGGGGGCCCGACUGGGGCGCUCCUCGACUCGGUACGGACCGGCCACGGUGUUCAAUGGGGCAGUGAGGAAGUGGAAGAAGAAGUGGGUCCACGUAGCGCCAUCUACUAGUGCUGCCUCUAACAACACCACCACCACUACCAAUCACUCUCACCAGAUUCACAACCAAAACAACAAAAGCAACGGCUCGACCAACGGUAAUAACGGUUCACAUCUACUGCUUUACAAGUGGACCCCAAUCACUCAGAGCAACAACGGCAAUAACAGUAAUGGUGACAGGAAUUCUGGCAAGGAUGACGCAGCGGCUGCUCCGGAGGAACCGCCUCGUCGUAAAUUCAAAUACAUUCCAAUUGCCGUUCUAGAGGAACAGAAGAAUGAGGAUGCCGAAAACGAAGCUGCUGAAAAGGUUGAUGACGAUUCUAAAUCAAUUGAUACUGAGUCCACCCCCAGGGGAGACAUUUUGGAUGAAAAACCUGACAUUAAUGAUUUGCCAGAGGAAAGUCAGGAAAAUAAUCAAGUAGUAUGCCAAGAUCUGAACGAAAGCACUUUGGAUUUGAGUUUAGGCUUGAAGGGGCAUGAUGGUGACCAUGAGCCUGAUUCAAAACUGAUCAGAUGAGAGAUAGUUAGUAGGAAAGGGAAGGCAGGGCAGGUAGUGUUGGGACAUGAUUGAUGGCAGCCCUUGGGUUUUAGGUUGCCGACUGAGGGCAUGAUGGUCAGCAAUCUAUUUGUUUGUGCCUGAUUCAAAGAGACAAAUUUGUUAUUGACAUAUUGAGCCACUGGCCGUUGUAGGCAAGCGUAUUCUAGUGGCAUAUGCAUGUACUUUAGUCUUCAAUUGAUUGCAAUUUGUAUCGAUCGGUUUUAGUCUUUAGGAGAUGACAAUGAAAUGUUUUUCUCUUUAGCUUUGUCUGAGAACUUCUAAGCUUGGACAUGCUGGACUUACAAAGUGAAACGGAAAUUGAAUGAAUCAAUCUUAGCACUCUUCUAACUA